GCGGACUCGGUUCCCCUCCAUCGGUAUCCAUAAAAAACGGGGGGAGGGGAUGAUGACUUUGUGUCCAUUAUGAACUAAAGACUAUGAACCACAGCUUAAACAGGAGUUUUCCCAUGCACGCGUGACUGAAUUUUUUUUGUUACCGAUUGGUUAUCUACACUCAGGAGGACAGGCGCCGCACAUCGCUCGCAGUUAUCCUUUUAACGGGACAGUUUUCUUUAUUAACAUAAAACGCACAAGGUUUCCAAAAUGGAUAAAUUCCGCAUGAUGUUCCAGUUUUUGCAAUCCAAUCAGGAAUCUUUCAUGAACGGCAUUUGUGGAAUUAUGGCGCUAGCCAGCGCGCAACUGUACUCCUCUUUUGAGUUUAACUGUCCCUGUUUACCGGAGUAUAAUUUCGCAUACGGAAUAGGGAUGUUAAUAAUUCCACCGGUUUGGUUCUUCUUAUUGGGAUUUGUGUUGAAUAAUAACGUGUCCAUGCUGGCGGAGGAAUGGAAGAGACCGACGGGGAAGCGGCGAAAAGACCCGACCGUGCUGCGGUACAUGUUUUGCUCUAUUGCACAGCGUUCCUUCAUUGCGCCAGCUGUGUGGAUCGCAGUGACGCUAAUGGACGGGAAGAGUAUCCUUUGUGCUUUUAGCGUCGAUAUAGACUUAAAUCAGUUCACAAACGGAAGCCAUCACAACCUUUCGGACGACGAGCUGGUCAGAUUAUUGGCCAAAAUUCCCUGCAAGGAUGUUUUUGACGGCCACGAAGUUUUUUCGAGAGAAGCGGUUACCAGAUAUCUACGCUGUAUAUCCCAGGCUUUCGGCUGGCUCUUUCUGCUGCUGAUGACCUCGCUGGCCUUCAUGGUGAGGGCCGUCCGACCCUGCUUCUCUCAAGCGGCUUUCCUGAAGACCAAGUACUGGUCGCACUACAUCGACAUCGAGCGCAAGAUGUUCGACGAGACCUGCACGGAGCACGCCAAGAGCUUCGCCAAGAUCUGCAUCCAGCAGUACUUCGAGAGCGUGAGCGGGGAGAUCCGCAGCUUCCACAGCCACCGGUCCGGCAAGAAGAAGGAGGACGGCGGCAAGGAGGAGGAGGACGAGAAGGGCGAGGAAGAGAAGCUGCUGGGCAUCCGGGCGCAGGAGGACAUGAACAAAGUCCUGUGGAACUGGCACACCUGCAAGCCGUCCCUCAGCCUGCGGAACGAGACGCUGCCACACGGGGGCGCCGGCGAGACGGCACCCAACGGGCUGCCGAACGGCUGCCACUCGCCCGUCCCGCCGAAGAGAGAGUGGGCGGCCUACUACAGCAAGGUCUGAACCUCUCCGGCUCAGAGGACGUAGUCAGCUUUGGGACGAGAGCAUAAAUCUCUGUCUGUUGGGCAGGCGGGACACUUUCAGUUUUGUCUGUGCAAAAAAACGAAACUUGAGUUGUUGGCUUCAAAUGCUGAGAGGGUCACAUCAAAACGUAGAUUUGCUGUUAACCUCAUAGAAAUACUGAGCCAUAUAGUCUCUAGUGAGUCUGACGUAGGUGGUCCGAGGUUUUGGUGGCAUUUAUAGAACUAAGAGACCUCUUUACCUCAUAUUGUGUUGCGUUGCCCUACAUUUGUAGAACACCAGCUUGGUUCCUAGUGCUGAAGAGAAGAGAAGCAUGUCCAUGGGGAUGAAGGUUCUGAGCAACUUUCUGCGAUACUAAUGAAGCUGCUUGCAUGGCGCUUGUGUUAGUGGGUAAAGUGCUGUGUGAAAGGGGCGUGUUGCCGGUCAGUAGGGCUGUGGUCCCUUUGCCAGGCUGUGGUAGUAUCUUCAGUCUAACUUUGUUGUCAAAGUGCGUAAUUAUUCAAGUCUGAGCACGGUUUGCUUGAAUCUGCCACAUCUGAAUCCUGGAAAUGUGAUGUACUGUGGGAAUGCAAAACACGCAGUUUUAUUCACUGGUUUUCGAUUUUGUUAUCCAUGCUUCUUGAACAUAUGGAAAUGUACCUGUAAGUGUGCCUUAGUUCUCGCCUAACAACAACAGGUUGAAUUAAGAAAUGAGGUUAAAGUAAACAAACUAACAGUAAUCAAAUCACUUGGUCAAUAUAGUUUGAAAUAAUGAGCAUUUUCAUCCUCAACAUUUCAGUUUUGUGUAUUACACAAACUAUUGCCUAAUGAGGUAGAAUUCCCAACACAAGAUCGUUUGUGUUUGAAAGCUGGAGACUAACUCUUGUAACUGCUGAGGUUUCCCUUUCUCAUGAGGCCCAGAUCAGAGGAUUACUGGUGAAAAAGGCUGAGGAUUUGUUGAUCUUGUCCAUGGUUGCUCCACUAUGAGAAGGUAAACACAUGCUAACACCCCUGACUAAAGGGACGUGUCUUUUGUUGGAGAUGUGAGUCCUAGCCCAUCAUGCUUUUCAUAAGGACUGUGUGAGUGCUGUUCUUUUUUAUGCCGUACCUUUACACUAACACCUGCCAUACUGUUCACCUGUCUCACCUCCCACUGGCAUACUGUCCACCUGUCUCACCUGCUACUGCUAUACCGUUCACCUGUCUCACCUGUUUACCUCUCUCACCUGCGACUGUCAUACUGUUCACCUGUCUCACCUGCUACUGCCACACUGUUCACCUGUCUCACUUCCCAUUGCUAUACUGUUCACCUGUCUCACCUGUUUACCUCUCUUACCUGCUACUGCCACACUGUUCACCUGUCCCAGUUCCAUUGCCAUACUGUUAAUUUGUCUCACCUGCUACUGCCAUACUGUUCACCUGUUUCACCUCCCACUGCCAUACUGUUCACCUGUCUCACCUGCUACUGCCAUACUGUUCACCUGUUUCACCUGUUCACCUGUCUCACCUCCCACCGCCAGGUUGCUUGUGUGACGACACUGUUGUUGACCCAGUGAAGCUGUUUCAUGUUAACCCAGUGAAGCUGUUUCAUGUUAACCCAGUGAAGCUGUUUCAUGUUAACCCAGUGAAGCUGUUUUCAUGUUAACCCAGUGAGGCUGUUUUCAUGUUAAAGAUGCUGUCCACUACAAACGGACAUCAAUAAAGCUUUCAGUCACCUUC
This is a messenger RNA of Anguilla rostrata (American eel), 3015 nucleotides long. Its product is annotated as calcium homeostasis modulator protein 1-like. Gene Ontology annotation, cellular component: plasma membrane. The coding region runs from base 250 to 1299 and encodes 349 amino acids. The transcript is spliced from 3 exons. Lineage: Eukaryota; Metazoa; Chordata; Actinopteri; Anguilliformes; Anguillidae. The record is from RefSeq and is a predicted model, not a curated record. Gene Ontology annotation, molecular function: monoatomic cation channel activity.